AUGUACUCCACAACUCGUUCGGUUGGUUCUUAUGGAGUAAAUUCGAGAUGCGAGGCGCGCUUUGUGCACGACGACGUCGCUGCUGCUGGUGUCGCGAAAAUCGGCUCGCUCGAAGAAACUGGAUCGAAGAGCUUCGUGACGACUAUUGACUUGCUCGGCGAUAAAGAAAAAAGUGUUGAUAGUGGCGUCGUCGGUGCCAGUGAGACGAAACUCGAAGACAAAAGUGAAAAUAUUCGUGUGAAAGAGCAUCUUCCCGCUGCUUCGAGGGCUAGAGAGAACGUACGCUUGGGAGAAUUGGAGGAGACGCUGAAUAAAAAAACUCACAAAUCCGAGGUGAAGUCGCACAAAAGAUUCGACAAGGUCCCGUUCAGAAAAUUCAAGCGGAGCAUACACGAAAAAGAUCACCAAAUAUUUCAAAUAGCUCAACAUGUCACCGAGUCGGAAGACCCCAAAAAAGUUACUAACAUCGAGCCAUUGGAGCAACUCAAAAGUGUCAAUGUAGAUGGAAUACGUCGCUUAGACGUUGACGUCGAACAAGGUGGUAAACAAAGUACUCGAGAAAUUUCAACGACCGAAGACAAGGUAAAAGAAAUUAAACAUGAACCCGAAUCGUCAGAAAAGAAAUUCCAUUUGAAGAAAAUUGCAAUUGGAGAUUCUGACAAUUCGAAAAUUAUUGAUAAUAUUAAAGAAACAAGUAUUAGCGAUUCGCAAACUCAUGAUAGUGUGACUUUAAAAAAAUCAGAAAUAAAUGAGCAAAAUAUUGAUUUGAAAGAAACCGUUUCUUCUAACUCAAAAUCUAACGAAAAAGAAUUAGAACAAUCUGAUCCAAAUUUGAUCCAACAACAGCCUAAACACGAUGUCGUUAACAUUGAAAGUCGUGCUGGAGUUUUCCGACAAAAUAUUCAAAAACAAAUGUCUGAAUUCUUGCCUAAAGUACCAAAACUCUCGGAAAAUCAAUUUUUGGAAUUAUUAAAAUCUAUAUUUGCGAAAAAAAAUAUUAACGAAGAGGAUAACGAAACAAUAGAUAUCAAAGGAUUGAGCCCCAUUCAGCAAGAAGUUAUCAAGUGCGCUCAACAGCUCGUUGCUCAAAAAGAAAGAAAAUCAUUUACAGAUAAUAUAACAGAAUGUAUGAAAGGAUUCAACAUACUCAAUUGCAUGCGCAUAUUUGUUUAUCCUGUCAUUGUGCAGUAUAUGCCUGAAGCAGUUAAAGGCUUGGAAUCGAAAUUUCCUCUAGAGGUCAAUAUCCCUGAAUUACUUCAGGGUAAUCGCGACAAGAUAAAAUCAGCCAGGCAAGUUCCACUCCCGAACAUUUAUUCGAACAAUCUUGACCCUGAUAUGGUAAUUUACGACAUGCUGAUGGAAGGUUUGUUGAAAACUUCUUCUGGUGACAAUUUUUACUCUUAUAUCAAUGAAAAAAAUGAAACUCUAUCGAAGAUUUUGACGUGCAAUCGCAUGAAACUGCUAACAAUGACUGAACAAUUUUUACCGGAAAACGAGAGGCCAAAUUACUCGAAUCAAAUGAUUUCCUGUGUAAAACGUUUCGAAUACUUUAGUUGCUUAAAGUACUUUUCAUGGCCGACAAUCAAACGUCAAUACCCGACGUUGCCGCCAUUUCCAUUGAGUGAUACGUACUUAUCGUCACUUACCAAUCCAGGUUAUCCUCUUAUCAUUUAUCCCGGAUCAGAGAACGAACUUCCAAACUUGCCAGAAGUCAUAGAGUCCAGACAAAUGACUCCUGACUCUAUCAUUAAAGGAAUUCUUCAGAGAACUUUAUAUCAGUAUCCAAGAGUAGCAACUCCCUUUGCCCCAUUACAAUUUAGUAUUUUUGCAAAAGGAAUUCCAUUGAGCUACGAUCAAAUGCUUUCCCUGCAUUUUGCUGAACAAUUACUACCAUUGAAUUUGCGGUCCGAGUAUACUUCGAGAACUACCGAAUGUAUCAGGAGAUUCGAUUUCUAUAACUGCAUGAAAUAUUCUUCUUGGCCUCUUCUCAGACAAUUUAAUCCGACACUUCCAGAAUUCCCCAAUUUCAAUGAAAUUUUUGGUAAUUUCCAAAUACCAGAUAUACCACUGAUCUCGAGUUUCUUUAACUUCUUUUCGCAAUUCCAAUUCCCACAGUUCGAAUUCCCAUUCCAGAUUCCGAAUUUCCCUGCUUUUGCCUUGCCUGACUUUACUCAGUUUAUUCCUGGACAAGUUCCGUCGACUCCCAAGCCACCGACCAUUCCCGAAGCCCCUUCACCACCGGCGAUUCCUGACGCCCCUACCGCACCAACUGCGCCUACUCCACCAACUUGGGAAUAUCAAAUCUAUAAUAUUUUGAAGGAUAUUCGUUUAUCCAUGGGAGCAACACCACUGUCGACGCCAUCAUAUACGAAUAGGAAAAUUUUCUUAUUUCCUCUGAUGACGGAAGAACAGUCGAAAAUAUUUGCUUUGGCUGAAAGCAUCGUUCCACCAAUAGCUCGUGAGCCAAUGAUAACUAGUAUUUACUUCUGUCUCAACAAUAAAAAUUCAUUUACAACGUGCACAAAAAGUAUCAUAUGGCCAUCCAUCAAGACCUAUGUGAAAGGAUUUCCCGAAUUUCCUGAAAUGAGCUUCGUUCAAAAACAGCAAGGCUCGAUAUCUGAUUCGAAAGCUUAUGCGUUUGGAAAUGAUGAUAAUUUCUUUGUUAUCAGAGAGUUGGAAAAAGCAUUUUUCGAAGGCCGAGAAGAUGCUAUGAGUUAUAUAAUCAGAUCCAUUCAGAUGACCGCUCCGGAGGACUUCAAUUAUAAAAAAAUGCUUGAAAUUUUGAGAUCGAUUCAAUUUAAAACGCAAGACUUCACCGAUAACCAGUUGAUUAUGUAUCCCAGAAUACAAGAAUAUUCUAGUAUAACGGAAAAUCAGGAGAAUAUAAUUCACGCAGUGGAAAGCAUCAUACCAGAAAAUAUACGAUUCAGAUUCAACAAAGAUAUGAUUGAUUGCUUACAAAAUAACAAAUUUUCUAUAUGUUCGAAAAAUAUAAUCUAUCCUGCUUUGUAUCCUAAAUUUCAGAACAUAUUUUCUACUUCGUAUACAAACCCGAUGGCAGAAAAACAAGAUUACGAUAUGAAAAGUUUGAACCACCCUGGCAUUUACUCAGAAAGAAAAGAAAUGAUCCCUGGGUCAGAAAAAAUUGGAGAAAAUUUUGAAAUAAUUGGCGAAAAAUUGUAUCCAGAUAACCCGGAAUCGAUUAUACUUGAAAUGCUGCGAAAAGAACAAGUUUCAUUGCCAUCUUUACCAGAACCACCGAAGGAAUCUAUAAAUUACAAUCCAGAAUUCGAACAAGCCUUCAACAUAAGACAAGCCUACAUAUUAAAAACAGCUGAACUCAUUUUGCCAGAUGAAUAUCGCAGAGGAAUAUUAGAAGAAAUGUACAGUUGCAAUCAGAAAGAAUCAUUUUUAAAUUGCGCUCGAGAUAUUCUUUUCCCGGGAUUGAAAAAAGCUUACUCAAACUUCCCAGAUUUUCCAGAUAUUCAAAAAGAUCUCGACCGAACACGCAUGUUGGAAAUCGUGAGCAGUAUUGAAAAUCCUACUAUGUCAUUGAAAAUUGAUUACAAAAAAAGAACAUUACCUCACCUAGAUGAUUUGUUUAAAUUCGUCUCCGAAGAUAAAAGCGAGAACUUACAAAUAUUGAUUGAUAAACUACCGGAUACUUUGUACUAUAAUUUGUACGUAAAAAUGGUUCAAUGUAAUAAAUUUUCCGACGGAAUUUCAUGUGCACAUGAUAUCGUCUAUCCAGCAUUGAAACAAUACUAUGACGCACCUAAUUUCGAUUUGAAUAAAUACUACCCAAUAGAUGCCAAACCAGUUUUAUACGCAGCAUCAGAAUUUCAGUAUGGAAAAUUGGACUAUGAAAUUAUUUGCAAAAACAUGGACUUUUCAUGCUAUUUAGUACCUUUUGGAUCUCAGCAUGUCGAAGCUCUCCCGAAUUCAGACGUUCCUCCGAGCGUGCCUAAAACAUCUUACAUUCCUUUUGGAAAAUUGAACGCAGACAGCCGCAUAUUCAAACAAAGUCAAGAGAUAUGGAUUCCUCAAAACACACCGUCAGUAGGAAAAACAGAAUUCUUAAAUGAAUCAUCAGCCAAGUACGUUCACAGUGAUAUUUUGAAAAAGUUGAACCCAUUGGCAAGAAAAAAACGUGAUGUUGAUGAUUUACUUGAUUCAUAUCCAGAUACAAAUCCAGAUAGUAACAAAAAUUCGGUUCCACGACGUAUUCCUACGGAAAUAACAUUUCCAAAUGUGACUGAAGAAGAGUUGAUAAAAAUUUUAAAAAAUAUUUUAGAAAAUAAGAAAAACCACUCAUCUACCGAACUGCGUCUUUCACCUGUAGACUACUUUGUCGAUUCAUUAAAUGAUACUGAGAAAGCUUCACUCACAGCAAAUCAAUACGAAAUUUUAAAAUUAAUCCAAGAUAUAAAUCCAGAAACUGCCAGAGCCAGUUUUAUGUGGCAGGUAUUUAAAUGUAUUCGCAGCCUAAGCUUUAUUCGGUGCGUGGGAAUAUUUGUUUGGCCAAUGAUUCAAAGUAAUCUACCCUUUUCCGGUGCGGGCAAUAAAGCUCGAAGAGCUCGCAUAGAACAAGAAAUGCAGGUUCAAAAAAUUUUCGGAUUAUCUACGUCGUCUUUAGAAGAAGAAUUAAUGAAUCGUAAACAGCAAAUCGAAUCAAACUUUAUUGAACUAUACAAGUCAUUAACCGAAAGUUCAUACGAAACAAAUUUAGGUCCAAUGAAUAUUAAAAGUCAAGGAAAUGGAGAAUUUGCCAUAACUUUUUCAAACUUCCGUCAGAGUAGAAUUUCAAAAAUCAAAGAUAAUAAAAAUGUACCCAACAUAUUGACAUUUAUUGGUGAUAUUAUUGAAGAGGUGUUUGACAUGAAAAAAAAAAAAUCGAAUAUCGAUGGUCGUUACGAAGAUCCUUUACGCUUGACGAAGGAUGACGAAGUCAUUAGUAUUUUAUUAGAAAAACUCCGACCUACUGUAACGGACUAUAAAAAUGAAGAAGUAAGACACUAUUUGGACAUCGAAGAUGCUUUCAAAGCUUUCGAGGUUCUUUUUGGACCGAAGUUCAGUGGCGAGUUGACGAAUAAAUUGAAAAAUAUCAAUACGGAAGAUUUUAAAAAACUAGUAACAUUCAGAAUGGUCGAUAAGUCAAACACCCCUACUGUAAAUGAAUUUACCAAUAAUUUCCAUAGAGAAUCAUUGGUUAAGCCUUCAAGUCAGAGUAGAGCGAUCAGUGAAUCGAGUAAUCAUGAUUUCAGUAAAAAUUUCACAUCUCCGGGAAAUUUAUCAAAAUUAAAGGCAUUUUUACAAGAAUACAUGGAGAAAUCUCCAAAUACCAAUAAAAAUUUCGUUCAGGGCAGUAUGAUACUAAGGGUUCCGAGAUUGACCGACGCAAUAGAAGAAAAGAAAGCCACAACAAAUUUGGAGGAACUACGCAGAGAUUUAAAAAGUAAAAUGCAGUCAAUGAUGCCGGCAGCUGGCUUAGCUACCUCCUUAUUGAUACAGUUAGCAUUAGCACACGCCAAAGCCGCAGCAUCGGUUGCUGGAUUAUUAAGUAAUAUGGCUCUUGGAAGCGCAAUGCUCGGUAUGUUGAGGGACAUGAUUUUCGGCCAAAAUACUGAAGCCAAAGUAAAAUAUGUGUAUGAAACUGAAAAGCAUGACUCCGACUUGGCUUGGUCGCCGCAUAAAUCUGACCCAACAAUAAGUUUUACUCCUCCGCCCGGGCAAAUUUAUCCAUAUCCCCAUCCUAACUAUUAA
This is a messenger RNA of Trichogramma pretiosum, 5763 nucleotides long. RefSeq lists its product as uncharacterized. Lineage: Eukaryota; Metazoa; Arthropoda; Insecta; Hymenoptera; Trichogrammatidae. The record is from RefSeq and is a predicted model, not a curated record. The transcript is spliced from 5 exons. The coding region runs from base 1 to 5763 and encodes 1920 amino acids.